Caenorhabditis elegans is the source of this 554-nucleotide messenger RNA. RefSeq names its product V-type proton ATPase subunit e (gene vha-17). The transcript is spliced from 3 exons. Bases 7 to 267 code for a protein of 86 amino acids. Gene Ontology annotation, molecular function: proton-transporting ATPase activity, rotational mechanism. The record is from RefSeq and is marked reviewed. Gene Ontology annotation, cellular component: proton-transporting V-type ATPase, V0 domain; apical plasma membrane. Gene Ontology annotation, biological process: proton transmembrane transport. NCBI's taxonomy places the organism in Eukaryota, Metazoa, Nematoda, Chromadorea, Rhabditida, Rhabditidae.
CUUCAAAUGGGUAUUCUCAUUCCACUCGUCUCGGUUUCCGCCUUCUGGGCUAUCAUUGGAUUCGGAGGACCAUGGAUUGUACCAAAGGGACCAAACAGAGGAAUCAUCCAAUUGAUGAUUAUUAUGACUGCUGUUUGCUGCUGGAUGUUCUGGAUCAUGGUGUUCCUUCAUCAAUUGAACCCACUGAUCGGCCCACAAAUCAAUGUAAAAACAAUUCGCUGGAUUUCUGAAAAAUGGGGAGACGCACCAAACGUAAUCAACAACUAGACCGCUGAUUUUUUCUCCUGAAAAAUGUUUCAUCUGAUUCGCCCCUUUUAUUUCUCUCCCACUAUUUUCAUGUGAUAUUCGUUUCCUUCCUCCUCUUGAACUUUCACGAAAGCGUGAAAUUAAUCAUAAAAUCUUGAAUUUUUAGUCGCCAACAGACAUUCCUCACGCUCUCUCCCUGUUUUUCCAGCUCCUUUCUCUUACAUUUUUACACUCUUUAAAUAACUGAAAUUGUACAGAUCAGAAGUCAAAUAUAGCAACAUUGUUUAUCAAUUAUAAAAAGUUUAACU